GCACACCGGUGGUGGUGGAGGGGAUCCCCAUUACCCGUGAAGCGCUUUGAGUGGAGACUCCAGCAGAGGGCUAUAGAAGUGUUGAAAAGUAUUUACCCUUGCGGUGCGGAACCCCUACUGCACAGACGCGCAUUGCACGUCGGAAUUGUUUCCCCCGCGGACACUAAGAAACAUUGGUUUCAGUGGUUUAGGAUGAAUCCUAUUGAUUGUAUAUGGUUACUUCUGUCUCUCUGUUUUUUCUUUGCUUUUUGUAUUCACGUUUGUGCUCACUCGUCUGAUAAAUACGGUGGCUCCUGGGUUUAUGUUUUAUUCCAGGAUUUUAUUCGGUACGGAAAAACCAAGACCACCCUACAGCGGUCAGACCUACUGCGAUACUUUGAUGUUCCUAAAAGAUGGUUUUUCCAUUUUUACGCUGUGUCUGUGAUUUGGAAUUCCUUAUUACUCACUAUUUGCUUACAAAAGACCCUGCUGGGUAAGCAGUUUCCAGGCUGGUUAGAGAGCACCCUGAGUUUCCUCAAUGGAGGUACAGCCACACCUGGGACAGGUGAGCAGUUCUCUCUCCUCCUGGUGCAGGUGCUCUUGUGUGCUCACUCCCUCCGAAGGCUCCUGGAGUGUUUGUUUGUCAGUGUGUUCUCCAAUGGAGUCAUACACUUAGCGCAGUAUGGAUUUGGGCUUGGUUACUACAUUUUACUUGGAUUAACAGUGCUUUGUACCAACAUUCACACUGAACACGAAGGUAGUUUUAAAGGUGGAGUGCUGGCACAGGUGCGGUGGAACCACUUUGCGGGGGUGGGCUUGUUUGUCUGGGCCUCUGUGCACCAGCACAGGUGUCACGUGAUCCUCGCUAACCUGAGGAAGGGUCGCUCAGGGGAGGUGCUCACGCUGGCUCACUGCGUCCCUCACGGCGACUGGUUCCGGCUCGUCUCCUGCCCACACUACUUCGCUGAGCUGCUCAUCUACGUCUCCUACUGCGUGGCCCUCGGCGGCGGCGCCCCCACCUGGUGGCUGGUGGUCCUGUACGUGUUCUGCUGCCAGGCGCUGGAGGCUGUGCUGUGCCACCAGUUCUAUCUGGCCAAGUUUGACUCCUAUCCAAAACACCGCAAAGCCUUCAUUCCUUUGGUCUUAUAGAUUUCAGCUGCAGUGUAUGAAAGUACCGCUUGGAAAGAAUGUAAUUCCGCUUGUGCAAAAUUGUAAAUAAAUCUUGUAUAACAUAACAUAA
Lepisosteus oculatus (spotted gar) is the source of this 1219-nucleotide messenger RNA. It is a transcript of the gene srd5a3, whose product is annotated as steroid 5 alpha-reductase 3. Gene Ontology annotation, molecular function: 3-oxo-5-alpha-steroid 4-dehydrogenase activity. The record is from RefSeq and is a predicted model, not a curated record. Lineage: Eukaryota; Metazoa; Chordata; Actinopteri; Semionotiformes; Lepisosteidae. Gene Ontology annotation, biological process: dolichol-linked oligosaccharide biosynthetic process; polyprenol catabolic process. Gene Ontology annotation, cellular component: endoplasmic reticulum.